UCUCUUCGAUCUUGUUUUUAUAACUCUAGUUUAGUUUAGCUUGAGUUAGCUUCUGUUUACAUUGAUGCAUGGCUUAAAUGUGACUGUCAUUUCAUGUUUAAAAAGUGUCCCAAACAGUUCCUUGAAUGGAAAUAUCAAAUCGGCAGCUGAUCCCUCUCUUUUCUUGUUCUCUAUUCUGUUCCCAAGCAUCUGCUUUGUUCUAAACAGAAACCAGUCAAGCACAAGCUAUAUUUCUUUGUCUAUUAUCAUAUUAACUGCUUCCAAAAAUGUCUACUUGAGAUAGAUUUGAAUGCGAAUAAUAUAGUAUGUCCAAGCUUGUGUUCGAACAUCGCAUGUCCUGUCUGUUUUAUGGCUAGGAUUCAUGUUGAAUUGGAGAAAAUUGGAUAUUUCAGACAGAACCAUGUUGGCUGCUCGAUCAAAAGUAUGGUGGUUGAUAUUUACAGCUAUAACGAUGAUUGGAUUCUUUGUCGUGGUAUCUGCGCUUGUUGCAGCAGAACCAAGUUCGAGUCCUAAUCAAGCUCCGGAGAACAACUAUGUUAGGAAAGCAUUCAAGUUCUUAGAGCUUAACAAUAGACAACGUUAUGAACAUCAAUGGCCAGACAUGAGAUUUUGCUGGCAAAUUGUGGUGGGUUCAGUACUUGGAUUCCUUGGGGCUGCAUUUGGGAGUGUUGGAGGUGUUGGUGGAGGAGGUAUUUUUGUUCCCAUGCUUGCCUUAAUUAUUGGGUUCGAUCCCAAAUCAUCAACAGCAAUCUCUAAAUGUAUGAUUACCGGUGCAGCAGCUGCAACAGUGUGCUACAAUAUAAGGCAAAGGCAUCCUACACUUGAAUUGCCUCUUAUUGACUAUGAUUUGGCCCUUCUAUUUCAACCAAUGUUGGUUUUAGGAAUUAGUAUUGGGGUUGGCUUCAAUGUGAUCUUUGCUGAUUGGAUGAUCACAGUUUUGCUAAUUAUUGUCUUCAUAGCUAUGUCAACUAAGUCAUUCCUCAAAGGUAUUCAAACAUGGAAAAAGGAAACAAUAAAGAAACAGGAAACUGCAAGGCAUCUAGAAUUAAAUGGUGAGUUAACCCAACAUGAAGUUACCACAGAAAGCAAAGAAGGAAAACCCAAGGUGUCUCUUAUUGAGAACAUAUGCUGGAAAGAACUUGGACUUCUCGUUGUUGUUUGGAUUUUAAUCCUUGCUUUACAGAUUGCAAAGAAUUAUUCAACAACCUGUUCAGUAGAAUACUGGGUAUUGAAUUUCUUACAGAUCCCAGUGACAGUGGGUGUAUCAUCAUAUGAAGCAGUGUUCCUUUACAAAGGGCGGAGAAAAAUAGCAUCCAAAGGGGAUGCAGUGGCUAACUGGCGAGUUCACAAGCUUGUGAUUUAUUGUGGAUUUGGUGUUUUGGCUGGUGUACUUGGUGGGAUGCUUGGUCUUGGAGGUGGCUUCAUCUUGGGUCCUCUUUUUCUUGAGAUGGGAAUCCCCCCUCAGGUAUCAAGUGCAACAGCCACUUUCGCAAUGCUAUUUUCAGCGUCAAUGUCGGUGGUUGAGUAUUAUCUUCUGAAAAGAUUUCCAAUUCCUUAUGCUCUUUACCUUGCUGGGGUGGCCACAAUUGCUGCAUUUGUUGGGCAACAUGUCGUGGGAAAAGUCAUCAAAAUACUGGGGAGAUCAUCCAUAAUCAUCUUCAUUCUUGCUGGGAUGAUCUUCGGCAGUGCCAUUUCAUUAGGUGGGUUAGGCAUUGCAAAAAUGAUCAAAAGGAUUGAAAGAAAGGAGUAUAUGGGAUUUGAAGACAUUUGCUCGUAUCGGCCUUAGUAGCAAAAUCUGAAUAUUAUUCAAUACCAGAGGCGAAUUGAAUUACAAGUCUCCUUCCCUUAAUUCUUAAGAUACAAGACAAUUCAUGGCACCCAUAAGUUGUGUUUCAGAUUUGGGUUACAAAGUCAAAGAGGACUAGCCUCAGCAUCCAUUUCCUUUUCUAUUUUUAUUUCUGACUAAUUUCCAUUUUUUCCCCUUAAUUGUUAUUAUCGGUAUUAUUUAUGAUUACUUAUUGAAAAAAAUUUUAUCA
Molecule: messenger RNA, 2036 nt
Organism: Gossypium raimondii (Peruvian cotton)
Lineage: Eukaryota; Viridiplantae; Streptophyta; Magnoliopsida; Malvales; Malvaceae
Product: sulfite exporter TauE/SafE family protein 3
Exons: 11
Coding region: 362-1786 (474 amino acids)
Biological process (GO): protein ubiquitination
Cellular component (GO): membrane; Cul4A-RING E3 ubiquitin ligase complex
Source: RefSeq, a predicted model, not a curated record